GGGGCUUGUGCCACGCAGGCGCAGUGAGGGGGCAGGGCGCAACCCUGUGAGGAGGAGGCGGCGGCGGCGCGCGAGCGGCGGCGGUUGGUGCGCGCGCCAAGAUGAGUGAAUCUCUGGUGGUUUGUGAUGUUGCUGAAGACCUGGUGGAGAAACUGAGAAAAUUCCGAUUUCGCAAAGAGACCAACAAUGCUGCCAUUAUAAUGAAAAUCGACAAGGAUAAGCAGUUGGUGGUGCUGGAUGAGGAGCAUGAGGGCAUUUCUCCCGAUGAGCUCAAGGAUGAGCUGCCCGAGAGACAACCUCGAUUUAUUGUGUAUAGUUACAAGUACCAGCAUGAAGAUGGAAGAGUUUCCUAUCCAUUGUGCUUUAUCUUCUCCAGUCCAGUUGGAUGUAAGCCUGAGCAGCAGAUGAUGUAUGCUGGAAGCAAGAAUAAGCUUGUACAGACAGCUGAACUCACUAAGGUAUUCGAAAUCAGAAAUACAGAAGACCUAACUGAAGAAUGGCUGCGUGAGAAACUGGGCUUCUUCCACUAAGGAAAACCUUUGUUCUAAGUAUUUAUGUACCAUCCUGGUGAUACUGGAUCUAGACAUGAAUACUUACAUCCAAGCAAUGCACUGUAUUCACAGCUGUCUCCUGCAGUAUCUCUCUUGUGCAGAGUUUGUGCAAAGAAUGGCAGGUCUGUCUCCUUGAAGUAACAAAUCUUUGCAGGUGUUUCCUUAUUUGUACCUGCUAAAAGGGAAUACUCCUCUGCAGGGACUCCUUUUGCACUCCUGUGACUAAUAUUUCUGUAACUAAAAUAGUUCAGUUCUGGAUUUAUAACCGUGUACAAACAUCGUUUGGAAGCUGACGCUAACUUUUUCUGAGCUACAAACGCAUCCUUAUGACACACAUUAGCCAUUUAUAUGCAGAAUUUAUGUACUGUCGUUGCUUUUGGUUUUUUUCCCAACAAUCUCCCAGGCCUGUGGCUGUGCUUCCAGCUCUGUGGGCUCCAGGAGCAGCAGAGACAGCCGCUGCUCCCUCCCUGCCCCGUUGGCUCCUCAGUCACUGACACUCUCCUCGCUGUCUGAGUAGGCUCCCAGCAAACCCAGCGAGGACGUGGCUGCUGCUGCUGCUGGAAGCAAGCUGGUGUUGGCCACGCUGCCUUGGGAUUCCAUCUUGUUCUCCAGGGCAGGAUCCAGCUUCUGCUUCCUGCAGGCCACCAGCCCGGCCAGCUGGGCCUUGCUGGCGAGCUUGCUGAGCUUGCCCACGCUCCACUCCCAGCUCUCCGUCCUCGGCUUCUUGCUCUGGGGCUGGGGGUCCUCCUGCAGGAUGUCCGUGGGUUUUGUUUGGGCUGUGGGAUUCAGGCGGGGUUUUGCUGGUUCCUGGAGUCAGAAUCCACCAGGAGCUGGCGGUUCUGGGCCUGUUUCAGCAUGGCCUUCAUCUCCUGCUCAUCCUCCUCCUGUUCCUUGCACCUCUGCUCCUCCUCCAGCUCCUUCUACUGCAUCAGCAUGGCCUCAAAAUCCUGGCGUUGGUUGAGCUCCUUCAUCUCCUGCAGGUUCUCCAGAACCUCCAUCUCCAGCCUGGAGUCUUUGGUUCAGUUCUCCAGGACCUUCAUGGGAUUGUUGAGCUCUUCCCUCUCCUUCUGCAGCCUCUUGUCCUCCAGGAGCUUCUCUGCCUGGAAGUUCCUCACGGCGCCGUGCUCCAUGGUGUAAUCCAUGUUCUCGGGGUCUGUCUUGAAGGUGAUCUCAGCCAGGCAGCGCGUGCACUUGAUGUAGAAGCGGAAGAGGGGCAGCCCCAGGUAGAGCUCGUUCUGCACCGUCUCCUUACGGGCAUUGAACUUCUUGCCCUCGUAGAUCUAUUCCCCACAUGUCUUGCACCUCACGUUGAAGGGGGCCGCGAGCCUCACCACGUUCUGCUGGUCCUUUGGGAGCCUGAGCUUUGGGAUCUCUGCCAGGUCAAAGUCCGGGGGGUAAUAUUUGUUUAGCACUUUCUGUUCUGCCAUUGCGGUGGCUUCUCCCGAUCCCCGGUGCUUCCGCGUUUGACACAGGCUUGACUUCCACACAAUGACGGGUCCCCACGUCUGCCCACCAGCGGCAGCAGUGGGUGGGUGUGUCCAGUUGUCUUGGUUUGGAAGGACAGGUGUCUGCUAGGGAAAGCUUCACUUGGAAUGGAGAAUAUAAACCCCCUCCCUCUGAACUGUUAUAAUUUUGAAAUAAAGGGACUUUCAAGCAAAGAUAUAAGAAUAGGAAUAACAGUUCUUGACUAAGAAUAUUAAAAGUAAAAAUGUAGCAGUACAAAAAAGCAAACAAACAAACAAAAAGAAAAAAACACUGACAGAGUCAGAAUACAACCUGACACCCUGUUGGUCAGGGUGUUGGGACCAGUCCAAUUAAGUCCUCUUGCAGUGACAGAUGUGGCUCUGUGGGAGCAGAGGUGAUCCUGUAGCAGGGUGUCGUUUCUUCUGAAGGUCCAGUGGUGGGGAGAUGGGUCUGGUGUUCCUCUGGGAAUGCAGUGCACACAGGCUGUCCUGGUGUUCUGACUCUCAGGUUUUAUCCAGGUAGGAAUGCUGGGCUCCUUCCACUGCAUGGAGCAUCUCACAAUGGAAUGAUGGAAUUUUAUCAGUCAUGCAAUGAGCCUUAAUGGCCCAUUGACAGAUGAUUCCCCCUGGAGGGAGGGAUGGGUGGUGGAAGAGAUAAAGAACACUGCCACAGCUGGUUUUAGCAGCUGGCACAUUAACAGAAGACACCUGCCCCCCUCCCCUCCUGGAGAUACAUGGGAUGGGUUAUAGGAGAGAGCAAGAAACACCUCCCAAACCAGCUUCAGGAGAUGGUAAAGAAUACAUGCUUUUGGUUAGAUCUUGCAUUGCAACCCAAGACACCAGUGGAGGCAGCAUUUUAGGUGUGGUCUCACAGUCUGGCCAAUGAGCUCCAGGAUGAGGCAGUCCGAGCAUGUUUGUGGUGACACAGGACACAUGUGACUCCAGUGUGCUGUUGGGAUGGCUGUGCAGGCGCACUCGAUGCCUCUCCACAGCAGCAGGAUACAGCUUAGCACGGCUGGGUGAGUUUGCAGCGGGAUCAGCGCGUUCCACUGUCAGUGUGUCCCAGCACAGGCCAGCAGUGCUGCUCUGCUCCCUGGAAAAGGUGCCCUGGCGCAAGCUGGAAGCGCAGCCCUGCACUGCCGUGGGACUCUUCUCCAGGGGAAAGUCCCAGCAUGGAGUGGCAGCACAACCUCGUGUGGCUGCUUUGCCCGUCCUUCUCUCUUGCGCGUCCGUUCCAGCGCCCACGCCUCCUGCUGCUCCUCCCAGUGCCCUCUCCUCUCUGCCGGCCUCAGUUGGUGCCCACAGUGUCCCCACCGCCGUUCUCUUGUCACGCUCAGCUUUUAACUGCCUUAACAAGUCCACUCAAAGCCUCCAGGGUUUUAUCACAUUGAUGGCUGCCUCAUCUCCGAGGGAGGCUCCUCUGAUUAUAAACCUUCCAACCUGCUCCCAUGUUUUUAAAUCUGGAGCGCUUCCUUCAGUUAUAUACAGUCCGUGUUUCUUGGACCACGUUGGCAGGGCCAGUAAAGCCUGCUCAUUGUAUCUUACCCGUGUUUCUUUAAAAAAGGAAUCCAUACCUUCAUAAUGGGGUCUUCAUGUACUGGGGUUCACACUCCCAUAUUUUUCUUUCCUGAUGGCAUCUUCUACUCCCAUAAAAGGGGGAUCCAGACCCACAGGGUUCUCCACCACUUUCCACAGCUGCAUCCACUGCUCCGCCGGGAUUCCAUUGCUUUUUCCGCCGUUCUCCGCAGCCCUGACAGCUGCCGGCAGCGAUUCCCACUGCUAUCCCUGCUGCCAUCCCCGCUGCUCUCCGCAGCCUCAGGCACUGCAGGCGGCAAUUCCCGCUGCUGCCUCUCUGCAGUGUCCAUGGGGGUUCGUUGUAUCACACCAGUGCUCACCACGUGUCACGUGUGAUGCGUCCGAGGCACGAAAGCAACACGCAAAGAUCGUGCAGCAGCAGCCACCUUUGAGACCCGUCCUCCUGUAGAUCACAGGGCACGUGCAGUUAAUGCUCACUGGCCCAGCCAGCUGCCACCCGACCAGCCAGCCCCAAUCCCCAACAGGCCUUACUGGUCCAGUUACAUAAUUAAGGUAAUCAUAUAAUCAACCAUGUUUCAGUUGUAAAGGUAGAAUUAGUUUAUAACUGUGAGGCCCACAGGCCAGCUGUAGGCCACCAUGUGCUGCCACUUACCUGAUUUUUUGGCUUAGUGUCUUCUCAAUUUUGAAAACUGCUCACCGGAAACACUUGUUUGGUGUUAAAAAAUCAAAAUCCUUGUACAGCAAAUCCAUCCAUUUAUCGUUCCAUUGAGUCCAUGUGAACUGUCUCAAAUUCUUGGAAGUAAUUUUUGUCAUUCCAGUAGUUCCUCCGUUGCCUGAGUCAAUCCUCCUAAAUUUCAGGGCAAGGCUUUGACUGUCCAGUUGUCAUGCUAAUACAGUCUCACAGGAACUUGCUGAUAACUAAGGGCUGAACUACAACUCUGGUUCCUCUCGUACCAGAUUCCUUCUUGCAUCUCUAUUCUAACACUGUUGAGAAGUUUACCUCUGCUCAUUUCCUGUUAUCUGAACACCUGGUGAUACUGUGUGCCUUUCAUUUGUUAGCUUUAAAAGGAUUUGAGAAUUUUACACUGCCACUUCUUACAAAUUUGGUAAAAAACUUUGUUAAAGAAUCCAAGUAAUAUUUGUUCCUAGUGCCUCGUGCUGCAGUUGACAUCUGUUAAAACAAAAAGCCAACCUCAUUUUCUUUGAAAUUCCAAUCAUCUGCUCCAUUUGUAGGAGUCAGGAGGUUAAAUCUUUUCACGAUAAUGAACGAUUUAUAUCUCUUUUGUUAUAAAAGUUGGCCACACGUAGCUUUUGAGUACUUUAAUUACAACCUCUAACUUUCUUAAUGGCUUUUUGGUCAAAAUUACAUUCCAGAUAAGCUUUUACACAAGUGAUCAUUUGAUUUUCAUCUACUUAACAGUUCAUCUCUUUGAAACAGCAAACUUAAUGUGAAAAUAGUAUUUAACUUUUAUAAACGACCAGUCUUUUUACAGGUCUGUUUUUUAUUGACUAGAGUAGUUGUCUGAUGUGGGACACAUCCAGCCCGUGCUGUGGCAGGAGGAGCACUCAUGGGACAGUCUCUCCCUAUCCUGCUCAUGAGUGUUUGUUGUGCUACUGAACAAGUAUCUGCGUAAAGAGCAGCUUCCUGUUGAUAACAUACCUUAAAAUACAGCUGCCACAACCAAUCUGCUCGCUGGAAGGAACCAGUGUUAAAUUUGGAGGCCAGUAUUUCAUGCUGUGAAACCUUUGCUGAAAGUGGGUUAUUUUUCAUUUGUCAACAUAGGCCGUGUUAGUGGUAAAACACUAAUUCCUGCAAGAUCACAAGGAAUUCAUUGGCAAAGGUCUUCAGUGUUGGUAAAUCUCUUUCUAGUUUGAUGUUAUUGCUCAUUUAUUUGUAUAUAAAUCGGACUUGAGAGGAGCUUUUCCAAAUACAUGUUGGAAUGAUCCAAUUAAAUUGAUCUUUUGGUGCAGGAAACAAGUGCUUGUAAUUGAAUUUCUUUGUUAACGUACUGAACUGGAAAAGCAAUUUCAUUUCUCUGGACAAAAAAAUGUUGAUUAUGAAACUGUUGCUUGAUCAUUCUGUACUGCAGAUCAAUAAAAACAAUGUCUUUUGUGACAAACAUUGUAUAAAUAAGACUUGGGCUUAAAGGGUAGCGUCAUUCCAAGCAUCUGGAAACAGCAAGAAUCUCUUUUGAGGUUUUUUGGGGAUUGUACUAAAGGUGAGGCAUGUCAAAGUACAGUGUGGGCGAGAGGGAAGCUGCUGCUUGGAAUGUUCGGCUUGAUUUGCAGUGGGGAAAAACUGGAUUAAUCAUGUCUGUUGUACUUUGUACACUGGUGGGCUGCCAGCAGCCAACUGCUGCCUGCACAGGUCUGCACAAAAAGAACUGUACAGGAGGCCUGUAUCAGGAGGGAGCUGCUGCGUGAAAUUAUCCAAUUUGACCUUUCAUCUCUGAAUUGCUCCACUUCUGCCAAGAAAACAUUACUCCUUACAGCUGAACCUUCAGCUGAGUUCUUCCACUUCGCAUUUCUCGUGCCUCACUUAAGCACUUUCUGCCUUGAGUGCUGCCCCUGUAGCCUUGCAGGGAGCGCACAGAUCUUCACGAGAGUGUUCAAGGCCAGUUUCUCCUGGAAGGUGCUGUUGAUGCUGCUCAGCCCACCAGUAUUACCCUUCAGCCAGCCCUGCCUGGCAGCUGCUCUCCCUCCCCUGGCUGAGCUGUGGAAGCAGCUGCAGGUUCUGGGAGGAUGAGUGUGCAGAGGGUGUUUGCUGUUCAGCCUUGUUUGUGUUCUCCUUGCUCUUAAUGCAGUGUUUUGACACAACUGGCUGCUGCUAAUUGUGCUGGGCUCUGGAGAUGCAGGUAGUGCUAGCACUUGAUUAAACAAAGACAUCAUUAUGUUCAGGUCUUUCCUGCACAAUAAUCCUUGUUUUCAUAACAUCCUUUCCCCACCUUAUCUGUAGGACUGUGUGUUCUGUGUUGCUGCCCCCUUUGGCUCAGUGGGAGGCAGAUGAGUCCAUGUUCAGGCCAGUAUGCUCCAGCUGGGCUUUGCUGGUGAGUUGCCCAUCUCUAAUCACACAUUUCUCCUGAAUUUUCAGACCUCUAAAGGACAAUAUAAAUUAACCUAGGGGAGCCUUUGUAGCUAAAGGUCUGAGAGUCAGCAUUUUCCAUUGGUAGCUCCUAUUUUUCAGGAGUUAGUAAGCUGGCCAUAAAAUCCUUGAUCUGGAGUUAAAGGUCUCUCCAAGGGAGACUUCUGCCACAAUUAAUCAGGUUUGCUUUAAAUAUUGACUAGAUGGCUGGGAUACAGCUCUUGUAAUCCUAUUCAUUGAUGGUAAGCUGAAUUAAAGCAUGAGUUUGCAUGUCAGCUCAUGAAAUAGAUUUGUAGUGUUAUGAAUAUUUUUAACAAAAAAAUGUAAAUGCUGGUAUUUGAUGGUUUAAGUGUAUUUCUAGUAUCAUGAAUACUGUUCUAAUAAAGGAGGCAAUAAUGCAGGUGUUGACACCUUUUUCACUUCUCCAAAGGAGCAUCUUUGCAUUUGUACCAGGAUUCCACUUUUGUAUCUUUAACUGUAAAAUAGAAACAAUGGCAGGGGUCUGACUCAAACAGGCAGAAGCAAGAGAAUUCAAUUCCUUACUUCAGUGCAUUCCAAAAAUAAACAUGAACACUUUUUUAAUACAUACAUGUAGUGACUGUGAAAUGGAGCCGUGGUAGGACAGGAGAAGGGGCUCAGUGAAACUCCUGUGUUUGUGCUGUGGUUCAGACUCAUUGCCUUAAAAGGUGUGUGAGGUUCACGGCCAGAUUUCAGAAUUUGGCAGUUCCGUGAAAAUACCAGUAACCAGUGCAACUUCCAUCUGCUGUUUAGUCUCUGCUACUUCACAUUGCAUGUUUACUUUAAACCAAAUCUUUUAUUGCUAAGCA
Molecule: messenger RNA, 7459 nt
Organism: Prinia subflava (tawny-flanked prinia)
Lineage: Eukaryota; Metazoa; Chordata; Aves; Passeriformes; Cisticolidae
Gene: GMFB
Product: glia maturation factor beta
Exons: 7
Coding region: 102-530 (142 amino acids)
Biological process (GO): actin filament debranching; negative regulation of Arp2/3 complex-mediated actin nucleation
Cellular component (GO): actin cortical patch
Molecular function (GO): Arp2/3 complex binding; actin binding
Source: RefSeq, a predicted model, not a curated record